Clarias gariepinus (North African catfish) is the source of this 1951-nucleotide messenger RNA. RefSeq names its product sepiapterin reductase a (gene spra). The coding region runs from base 48 to 866 and encodes 272 amino acids. Gene Ontology annotation, molecular function: sepiapterin reductase (NADP+) activity. Lineage: Eukaryota; Metazoa; Chordata; Actinopteri; Siluriformes; Clariidae. The record is from RefSeq and is a predicted model, not a curated record. The transcript has 3 exons. Gene Ontology annotation, biological process: tetrahydrobiopterin biosynthetic process.
AAUAAUCAACAAGUGACAUCGCGUUGAAUUUUUUUGCAAAAGGAAACAUGGACGCUGAUAGUACUUCAAGCGUAGCUUCGUCAGAAACGAAAGACUUCGGCAAGGCGUUUUGCAUCAUUACAGGAGCAUCUAAAGGGUUCGGAAGAUGUCUCGCUAAAGAAAUAUCAGCUCUCCUAAAACCGGGCUCGGUGCUCCUUCUGGUUGCCAGAUCGGGAGAUAAGCUGCAGGAGCUAAAGGAAGAAUUAUCCUCGCAUAGAGGUGGCCUGGUUGUCCGCUGUGUGGUCGCAGAUCUGGGGCAGAAAGAUGGAGUGGAAAGAGUUUUAAUGGAAGCCAGAGAGAUCUCAAAAUCUGAUAUAAACAGCCUCUUACUAUUCAAUAACGCAGGCUCACUGGGCGAUGUUUCACGCUACAGCCGAAGCUUUACUGACAUGGACGAAGUGGACAGGUAUCUGUCGAUGAACGUGAGCUCAGUGCUGUGUUUGACUGCUGGGAUCCUGCAGCUCUUUCCAGCUAACAUGGGUCUGCGGCGCUGCGUGGUGAACGUGAGCUCUCUGUGCGCUCUGCAGCCUUUUCCUUCUUGGGUGCUCUAUUGUUCGGGUAAAGCGGCACGAGACAUGAUGUUCCGUGUCCUGGCCAAGGAGGAGUCUGAGCUCAGGGUUCUCAGCUAUGCUCCAGGCCCUUUGGACACAGAUAUGCAGCUCAUCGCCCGAUCGGACACAGCGGACAACGAAAUUAGAAACUCUAUGUUGGCGAUGCACUCUGAUGGCAAUCUGCUGACCUGCGAAGAGUCUGUAGGGAAGCUGAUAAAGGUCCUGUUAAAGGAUGACUAUGAAUCUGGAGCUCAUCUAGACUUUUACGAUUUGUAAUCAAAUAGAAGAGAUUUUGAAAUUCGUUCCACUUUAAAUCAAAAUGUUCCUUAAUUAUGGAGAUACUUGCAUAAAGGUAUAAUUAUAGUUUCUUUCUCUUGCAUCUUGUUACAAAAUGCCACCAUCGGCCAACGUUAUGUUUAUAUCAUUUAUAUAAUCCAAACGUCACACACUAUUUACCAUUGUUGUUAGAUUUAAUAAUGUGAAACGUCUAUUUGUAGUUCGUGUUUUUCUUAUCAAACUGUUACUUACAGUCAGGUCCGUAAAUUUUGGAAAUAUAAGUUGUUUUUGGCAGUUGGCUUCUGUACACUGUAGUUUUAAUUCAAGCAGUUUGAACAAGAAGUAGCGUUAACCAUUCAGGACUUACAGCCAUUUUCACACACACACACACACACACACACACACACACACACACACACACACACACACACACACACAUUUUGGGGAUCAUAAAUAAUAGAACAAAUUAGCAUAAUUACGAAAAUGACAAUUGCUUGUGCUCUGACCAUAAUUGGUCUUCGCGACUGUGUAGAAGACAACAUUAAGUUCAUAUGACAUUUUUUGUGUUUAACAUGUUUAUGGCAGCCAAGCAGCAGGUUGCUGCAUUUAAACUAAUUUGAAAUUAGUGACAACAUGAUAGACUCAUUAAAAACCUGAAAUGGAUGUGACUAGGACGUAGUAUGAACUUGAUUAAUUCACAUUUUUCCAUUUUGACCCUGUUCCCUCUGUGAUUUUUUUUUAAACACAGUGGGAACUUUAGGAUCUUCUUCAGAGUGUGAUGGGGCCCUUAGCUAGCAAAGCAAACAGCUACUGCACAGCAGUAGGAGGUGCCAAAUCUUAUACGAAGCUUCUGUUUUGGGAUUAUAUGGAAACAAAUGAAUUAAGUGUAUUUUAAUACAGUUUAAACCUGAAAUCAACCUAAAAUCAUAGUAUUAGUGCAUCUUUAACCAAGAUUAUUUAAAUCAUGGUGACAUUCCUGGUAGUUCUUUAGACAUAAUUUAUGUAAUCUGUAGUUAAUGUAACUUCCUUCUGUAACUUGUAUAUGUAUUAUCGUGAUUUUGUGACAUGGAAAAUCCUUAAAUCUA